Castor canadensis (American beaver) is the source of this 3642-nucleotide messenger RNA. It is a transcript of the gene Samd4b, whose product is annotated as sterile alpha motif domain containing 4B. Gene Ontology annotation, molecular function: protein binding; phosphatidylinositol-4,5-bisphosphate phospholipase C activity; translation repressor activity. Gene Ontology annotation, biological process: regulation of mRNA stability; nuclear-transcribed mRNA poly(A) tail shortening; intracellular signal transduction. Gene Ontology annotation, cellular component: P-body. The record is from RefSeq and is a predicted model, not a curated record. Lineage: Eukaryota; Metazoa; Chordata; Mammalia; Rodentia; Castoridae.
GAGGGAGGAGGGAGGGGAGCUCGCGGGCCAGAGAGGGGGCGACGACGGCAGCGGUGGCCUGAGGAGGCUCGGGUGGCGGCGGCGGCGGAGGCCGAGGAGGAGCCUGGAGAGGCGUGGCUGGACCAAGAUCUCCCCAGAUGUGAGCAGACUCCCUCCUCCCCCAACCACCUGUUGCUACCACGCCAGGGAAGGUCCUCAAGCCCUGGCCUUCAGGGGAGAGGUAACAGGAGCCCAGAGCCGAGACCAUGUGACGGCGCUGGCCCUUGCCACCGCCGUCCCCCCCACCCUGGCCCCAGGCCCGGCACCAUGAUGUUCCGAGACCAAGUGGGCAUCCUCGCUGGCUGGUUCAAGGGCUGGAAUGAGUGUGAGCAGACAGUGGCCCUGCUGUCACUUCUGAAGCGGGUCACCCGUACCCAAGCCCGCUUCCUGCAGCUCUGCCUGGAGCAUUCGCUAGCGGACUGCAAUGACAUCCACCUGCUGGAGUCAGAGGCCAACAGUGCUGCCAUCGUCAGCCAGUGGCAGCAGGAAUCCAAAGAGAAGGUGGUGUCCCUCCUGCUAUCCCACCUGCCCCUGCUUCAGCCAGGCAACACAGAGGCCAAGUCAGAGUACAUGAGGCUGCUGCAGAAGGUGCUGGCCUACUCGAUUGAGAGCAAUGCCUUCAUCGAGGAGAGCCGUCAGCUGCUCUCCUAUGCCCUCAUCCACCCGGCCACCACAUUGGAGGACCGUAAUGCCCUGGCCCUCUGGCUGAGCCACCUGGAAGAGCGGUUGUCUGGUGGCUUCCGCCCCCGGCCAGAGCCCUCCUACCACUCACGCCAGGGCUCAGAUGAGUGGGGGGGACCUGCAGAGCUGGGCCCUGGAGAGGCAGGGCCAGGUUGGCAGGACAAACCACCCCGGGAAAACGGACACGUACCCUUCCACCCAUCCAGUUCAGUGCCGCCAGCCAUCAACAGUAUUGGGAGCAACGCAAACACAGGUCUCCCUUGCCAAAUCCACCCUAGCCCACUGAAGCGCUCCAUGUCGCUCAUCCCUACAAGCCCUCAGGCCCCUGGUGAGUGGCCAAGUCCAGAGGAGCUUGGGGCCCGGGCUGCUUUCACCACGCCCGACCACGCACCCCUCUCGCCCCAGAGCAGCGUGGCAUCCUCUGGCAGUGAGCAGACGGAGGAGCAGGGCUCCAGCCGGAACACUUUCCAGGAGGACGGCAGCGGCAUGAAAGAUGUGCCCUCGUGGCUCAAGAGCCUCCGCUUGCACAAGUACGCUGCCCUGUUCUCACAGAUGAGCUAUGAGGAGAUGAUGACCUUGACCGAGCAGCACCUGGAGUCUCAGAAUGUCACCAAAGGUGCCCGCCACAAGAUAGCCCUGAGCAUCCAGAAGUUGCGUGAGAGGCAGAGUGUCCUCAAGUCCCUAGAGAAGGAUGUGCUGGAAGGCGGGAACCUGCGGAAUGCUCUGCAAGAGCUGCAGCAGAUCAUUGUCACACCCAUCAAGGCCUACAGCGUCCUUCAGGCCACUGUGGCCGCCGCUGCUGCCACCUCUACUGCCAAGGAUGGGGGCCGAGGGGAACCGCUGCUGCCAGGUGCUGAGCCUCCCCUCAUCCACCCCAGUACCGACAAGGGCACUGAGGCCAAGGACCCUCCAGCUGCGGAGAGCUAUCCCCCUCCACCAGCUCCAACUCCCACUGAUGGCAGUGAGCCAGCCCCGGCUCCCGUCGCCGACGGGGACAUCCCCAGCCAGUUUACACGGGUGAUGGGAAAAGUGUGCACCCAGCUUCUGGUGUCCCGACCAGAUGAGGAGAACAUCACCAGUUACCUCCAGCUCAUCGAAAAGUGCCUGACUCAUGAGGCUUUCACAGAGACGCAGAAGAAGCGGCUGCUGUCUUGGAAGCAGCAAGUGCUGAAGCUCCUCCGGACGUUCCCGCGCAAAGCUGCGCUGGAUAUGCAGAACUACCGGCAGCAGAAGGGCUGGGCGUUCGGCUCCAACUCGCUCCCCAUAGCUGGCUCUGUGGGGAUGGGGGUGGCCCGGCGGACCCAGCGGCAGUUCCCAAUGCCUCCACGGGCCCUCCCACCUGGCAGGAUGGGCCUCCUGAGCCCCUCAGGCAUUGGGGGCGUCUCCCCUCGACAUGCCCUCACUAGCCCCAGCCUGGGGAGCCAGGGCCGACAGAAUCUGUGGUUUGCCAACCCUGGAGGCAGUAACAGCAUGCCCAGCCAGAGCCGCAGCUCUGUGCAGCGCACCCAUUCGCUCCCAGUCCACUCGGCACCCCAGGCCAUCCUCAUGUUCCCUCCAGACUGCCCGGUCCCUGGGCCUGACCUGGAGAUCAAUCCCACCCUGGAGUCUCUGUGUCUGAGCAUGACAGAACACGCCUUGGGUGAUGGGACAGACAAAACCUCCACCAUCUGACGGGACCCACAGCCCAGCGCACCCAUAGGCUCCCUGGGCGGCGGGCGGGGCCAACCCCCAACGGGCUUCUCCGCACAGCGAGCGGGUGGGCUGGCUCAGCUACACAUUCUAAUAUUUUUCUACUCUCUCACCUCUUCAUUUUUGUUUAACACUGGCACACGCCUUGCUCACUCCCAGGCCCGUUGAGGGAUCUAUGCUGAGGCCGGGGGACAGAGAGGGCAGCCAGGAUACAGGGGGCAGGGACCAGCCAGACUGCCUGCCCCUUCCCUCCCGCAUCCUUCACCUGGUCCCAUCCCAUCCUCCCUCCUCCAGACUGCUGAGCACCUGCCUCUUCCUGAGGGAGCAGACUCCCCCAGAGAUAAACUGAUCAACACCCUGUGGAGCUGCUCUCCCCGCCCCCUGCCCUUCCCCAGUCCCAUUGCUCCCCAGGACAGGAGCCACCUCUCACCUCUUGCCCUGUUUAUCAGAGUUCUCUACAAUUAAUUUCUUAGGCCUAUUUAAGAUACAUAUUUAUAUAGUUCUUAACGGUUUUUCUCUCUGAUCAUUCCCUAUCAUUUUUAGCAUCCCCAGGCCUCUCUCUGAGCCAAGACAGUGGCAGGGGGAGCCUGAACUUUAUGAGGGGAGAGGGCAGAGCCUCCUCCUCCAGACCCCCUGCGCUCCCCACUCCCCAGCCCUGGCUCUCAGAUGCAGAGGUUGAAGGUGUGCAGCCAGGGCAUCGGUGAGGUCCGGAAGUCUGUUGCCUUAACGUCCCCUUCCCCCACCAACACACCGUUCCACUCCUAGGUCUGGUGGUGAAGGACUUGGGGGUUAGGAACAUGGGAAAGGGGAUUGUUUGGUUUUUGGGUUUUUUGCCCCCACACGCCCCCCCCUUCUUUCUUUCAGCCUUUCCCAUAUCCUCCCCCUUCUGUCAUGACCUCAUGUAAGCUGAACACUAUAUCAUAACCCAGAGGUGCGUCCCAGCCCCAGAGUCACACAGACCCUCUGGUCCCUGAUUCUGAUGAGGGUUUGUUCUGGGGCCUACGUGGAGGGGAGUGGACUUGGGGGUUCAGACCGUGGGGAAGCCAGUGUCCCCCUAUUCCAACCUCCUCUUACCCCCACAACUCACCCCUCUCACUGGGACAUUCUCAAGCUUUUCACACCUAAAAGGAAAAAAAAAUGUUAUUUUUAGAUACAUUUUAUGAAUAACUUUUGUUAUGAAUAUGGCUGGUAACCAUUGUGUAUGUUAUUAAAGAUACAAAAUGUUGGGAAAAA